CGCGGGGGAACUUGUUAAAUGGCGUUGUGUUGUCGGCCGAGUCACUUCGUGCUCUCCAAUCCGUCUUCAAUGACACAAUGAGCAAAGGCAUAAGGAACUUGGUGUCGAAACGAAAGAGAAGAUUCAAAGAAGAUGGGUACGACUUGGAUCUUAGCUAUAUCACUGAUCGACUUAUUGCAAUGGGCUUCCCUGCUCAGAAGUUGGAGGGUGUGUACAGAAACCAUAUUGACGAUGUUUCCCGCUUCCUAGAAGAGAGGCACAAGGACCACUAUAGAAUAUAUAAUUUGUGCUCAGAAAGAAAUAGAUCGUAUGAUGUCACAAGAUUUCACAAUCGGGUCAGAAAUUUCCCUUUUGCUGACCAUAACCCACCGCCUCUGAUUGACAUUGAGCCGUUAUGUAAAGACAUGGCGGACUGGUUGGCUGCAGACUCAAGGAAUGUGGCUGUUGUACAUUGUAAGGCAGGAAAGGGUCGAACAGGUGUCAUGAUUUGCUGCUAUCUCCUUCACUGCCGUUCCAAGAGCUUAGCACAAGAAGCACUUGAUUUUUAUGGAGAUAAGAGAACUUUUGAUAGAAAGGGUGUAACUAUACCUAGCCAAAGAAGAUAUGUGGACUACUAUGCCAAACUAGUCAACUCAAACUUUAAUUAUAAUCCACCUUACGUACGCCUUAGGGAAGCUGUAAUGAAUGCACCGCUAUCCAGUGUAAAUUCGGAGGUGUUCCUUGUUGUGAGCUCUCACAGUAACAAAAAGGGCUAUAACUCUCAGCCUGCAGAAGUGAAGAAAGGAAAGGAAAUGAUUCAACUUGUAGUAAAAGACGAAGUGGCCCGACCCAUCCAAGGAGACAUCAAGAUUGAGCUCAAGAGAACAAACUUUGUCAGAAGAACGGACAAGCUGUUCAGUGCUUGGCUAAAUACGCACUUUAUAUUUGAAGAAGGAAAGAAAGUAACCAAUGGGUGUCAGAUAACAGCAUCAGACCAAAAUAAUCACAACAACACUUGCAACACACAAAAUAGACACAGGUAAGGAAGUUUAUAUGUU
Messenger RNA from Penaeus indicus, 1037 nucleotides. Its product is annotated as phosphatidylinositol 3,4,5-trisphosphate 3-phosphatase and dual-specificity protein phosphatase PTEN-like. The transcript is spliced from 7 exons. The coding region runs from base 78 to 1022 and encodes 314 amino acids. Gene Ontology annotation, molecular function: phosphatidylinositol-3,4,5-trisphosphate 3-phosphatase activity; protein tyrosine phosphatase activity. Gene Ontology annotation, cellular component: plasma membrane; cell projection; cytosol. Gene Ontology annotation, biological process: negative regulation of cell population proliferation; protein dephosphorylation; phosphatidylinositol 3-kinase/protein kinase B signal transduction. NCBI's taxonomy places the organism in Eukaryota, Metazoa, Arthropoda, Malacostraca, Decapoda, Penaeidae. The record is from RefSeq and is a predicted model, not a curated record.